Messenger RNA from Prunus armeniaca (apricot), 2076 nucleotides. NCBI's taxonomy places the organism in Eukaryota, Viridiplantae, Streptophyta, Magnoliopsida, Rosales, Rosaceae. The record is from the annotation of a GenBank genome assembly.
AUGUCGCAUUCUGGGAAGCCCAUUUCGGAGCUAGGCCUCGACUCGCUCAACGAUCGCUUCCGUGACUCGCUGAGUUGCGAAGCCAACAAGCCUGAUUUUCGAGAACUCGAUCUGGGUUCACCCGUUUCCCCUCUUCGGACCCGUCAAAGCGGCGGUCUCGCCACUGCAACAAGUAGUAGCUCCAGCUCGUCCGGAUCGUUCUCAGGCCGAAAUGGGCCCAACCCAGCUGCCAAAAGGUCCGAUUCAGCCCCAAACAACCACUCCGGAGAGCUGUCAGGCUCUAGUGAGAGCAGUCCCACCGCCGCCGAAAGCGUCCGAUCCGCCGGAAACACCCGAAAUUUCAAACCGGGUCAUACAAGAUCCGAUUCCGGCUCCACCCAUCCCUUAAUAUACUCGGGUCAGAGCUCUGUGAACUCUCCGCCACUCAAUGUUUUGCCCACUGGGAACAUAUGCCCGUCUGGAAAAAUCUUAAAAACGGGUAUGGUCCCAAACCGGAGCUCCAGAAGCGAUGUUUUGGGUUCGGGUAUGGGCAAUUACGGUCACGGGAGCAUAAUGCGGGGCGGCCCGGCGGCGAAAGGUGGCGGCAUAGAGGCGGUGAAUACUGUGACUUCGAGGGUAACUGGCGGCGGAGACUUGUUGAAGAGAACAAUGGUGAGUGCGGAUCCAGAGGAGGUGAAGAGAGCUGGGAAUGAGCAGUACCGAAGAGGCCAUUUUGCGGAGGCUUUGAGCUUGUACGAUCGGGCAAUCGCAUUGUCUCCGGCCAAUCCAGCCUACCGGAGCAACCGGGCGGCGGCAUUGACCGGUCUCGGGCGGCUGGUGGAGGCCGUGAGGGAAUGUGAAGAGGCAGUAAGGUUGGAUCCCAAUUAUGGCAGGGCUCACCAGCGUUUGGGGUCUUUGUUUCUUAGGUUAGGACAAGUUGAAAAUGCCAGGAGGCACCUUUGUUUUCCAGGGUUGAAGCCAGAUCCGGCUGAGUUACAGAAAUUGCAGGCAGUAGAGAAGCAUCUCAAAAAAUGUACAGAUUCCCGUCGUGUAGGAGAUUGGAAAAGUGUAUUGAGGGAAUGUGAUGCUACUAUUGCUUCUGGAGCUGACUUUUCUCCUCAGCUCUGUAUGUGUAGAGCGGAAGCACUUUUGAAGCUCCACCAAAUUGAUGAUGCUGAAUUAGUCUUAUCAAACACACCCAAAUUAGAGACCAACCCCUCACAAUCUAAGUUCUUUGGGAUGCUUUCUGAAGCUUACAGUUACUUUGUCAUGGCCCAAAUUGAGAUGGCAUUUGGAAGGUUUGAGAAUGCAGUUACUGCUGCUGAGAAAGCUGGGCUGAUUGAUCCUCGGAACAUUGAAGCUGCAGUGCUGCUUAAUAAUGUGCGUAUGGUUGUGAGAGCCCGUGCCCGAGGCAAUGAUCUCUUCAAGUCCGAAAGGUUCACUGAAGCUUGCUCAGCAUACGGAGAUGGUCUGAGGCUUGAUCCUUCAAACUCUGUUCUAUUUUGCAACAGAGCAGCUUGUUGGUUUAAACUUGGGAUGUGGGAGCGAUCCAUUGAAGACUGCAACCAGGCCCUAUGUAUUAAACCCAAUUACACAAAAGCCCUACUUAGAAGGGCUGCCUCAAACAGCAAGCUAGAAAGAUGGGUAGAUGCUGUUAGAGAUUAUGAGGUCUUGAGGAAGGAGCUUCCUGACGACAAUGAAGUUGCUGAAUCUUUGUUUCAUGCUCAAGUUGCAUUAAAAAAAUCCCGCGGGGAAGAAGUUUAUAAUAUGAAGUUUGGCGGUGAAGUAGAAGAAAUAUUAGGUCUUGAGCAGUUCAGAGCUGCAAUGGCUUUACCAGGUGUCUCCGUGGUCCAUUUUAAAGCAGCCUCUGAUUUCCAAUGCAAGCAAAUAUCUCCUUUUCUGGACACACUUUGUGGCCGGUACCCAUCCAUAAAUUUCCUCAAGGUUGACAUUGAAGAAAACCAAGCAGUUGCAAACACUGAAAAUGUGAGGAUUGUACCAACAUUCAAGAUUUACAAAAAUGGUAGCCGAGUGAAGGAAAUGGUGCGCCCCAGCCGUGAAAUGUUGGAACACUCGGUCAGGCAUUAUAGCUUCUAG